AUGGGGAAAGCAGCCAGAGAGCAGCUGAGUCGAACCCUUAAUGAGCACCUGAACACUACCCAUGAGACCUUUCAGUUGUUGGAUCAAACACCAGCUUCAUCUCUUGAUAAAGUCAGCUGGAAUGAGAUUGGGCAGCUUAUAGAAUCCUUAUCCAAGGCAUCAAUUACAAGGAUGGCUACAAUUGGCCACAAUGGCCAUAUUUUACAGGGUGCAUUUUGGGUCUUUAGAGCUGGCACAGUUGGAAUGCUUUGGACUGGAGAAACACCAGAAGUUAAAGCACUCGAAGAGAACAUGGCAACAUACUUCAAUACACUACAGGGUUUCCUAUUACUUGCACAUGGAAGUUCAGUAGGUGCAGGACCUACCCUUUUGUCUAGCAUCCAUGCAUCCGUGAAACAAGUUGUCGAUUGCAGUUUUAUGUUAUUGAAAGAGUCUGUCUCUGCCUAUG
This is a messenger RNA of Ilex paraguariensis (yerba mate), 448 nucleotides long. The record is from the annotation of a GenBank genome assembly. NCBI's taxonomy places the organism in Eukaryota, Viridiplantae, Streptophyta, Magnoliopsida, Aquifoliales, Aquifoliaceae.